This is a messenger RNA of Aptenodytes forsteri (emperor penguin), 6759 nucleotides long. It is a transcript of the gene PRDM10, whose product is annotated as PR/SET domain 10. The transcript is spliced from 22 exons. The coding region runs from base 1 to 3612 and encodes 1203 amino acids. Gene Ontology annotation, molecular function: protein binding. The record is from RefSeq and is a predicted model, not a curated record. Gene Ontology annotation, cellular component: nucleus. Lineage: Eukaryota; Metazoa; Chordata; Aves; Sphenisciformes; Spheniscidae.
AUGGAGCACCACGGCAGGGAGGAGAUGGACUCAAAAGAGGAAAGUCCUCAGGUGUGGGCUGACUCUGCUGAGCAGGAACAGAAUACUGCUCAGGUGCACUUUGUGCCUGAGGGGGGGACAGUGGCACAGAUCGUGUACAGUGAUGAGCAGGACCGUCCCUCGCAGCAGGUCGUCUACGCGGCGGAUGGCACCUCCUACACCUCCGUGGACACCUCGGAGCACACGCUCGUUUACAUCCAUCCCGUGGAAGCUACGCAGACUCUGUUUACAGAUCCAUCCCAAGUGGCUUACGUCCAACAGGAUGCCACCACCCAGCAGGUAACUGUGCUCUUGCCUGCUGCUGCUCAGAGCAUGAAUCCCACCAACCUGUCCGUGCUCGGCAACGUUGCCGAAUCCCCCCAGCAAAUGGCUCUGGAGCAGGGUCCACAAGCAGAUAGAGCAUCAUUACCGGUGCAUAACCAGGUGUUACCUCCUAUGGAGGCAGUGGAUGGUUCUGACCCUUUAGCACCUCUGCAGAAUCAAAUGGGAAGGAUGGAAACAAAAGAGGAAGAUGAUGAGGAUGAAGAUGAGGAAGAAGAUGGGGAAGACACUGACAUGGAUGAAUGGGAUCCAGAUCCACCUCGACCCUUUGAUCCCAAUGAUUUGUGGUGUGAAGAGUGUAAUAAUGCACAUCCCUCUGUGUGUCCAAAACACGGACCUUUGCAUCCCAUCCCAAACCGGCCUGUGCUGACCAGGGCGAGAGCCAGCCUUCCCUUGGUGCUCUAUAUAGACAGGUUUUUGGGAGGUGUGUUCUCCAAAAGGCGUAUCCCAAAACGCACGCAGUUUGGACCUGUGGAAGGACCCCUGGUUAGACAAACUGAACUCAAAGACUGCUAUAUCCAUUUGAAGGUGUCUCUUGAUAAGGGUGACAGAAAAGACAGAGAUUUGCAAGAGGACCUGUGGUUUGAACUUUCUAGCGAGGCUCUUUGUAACUGGAUGAUGUUUGUGCGCCCAGCUCAAAACCAUUUGGAGCAGAACCUGGUAGCGUAUCAGUAUGGCCACCAUAUUUAUUACACAACCAUUAAAAACGUGGAGCCCAAGCAGGAACUCAAGGUGUGGUACGCUGCCUCUUACGCAGAGUUUGUGAACCAGAAGAUCCAUGACAUAUCUGAGGAGGAAAGGAAGGUUCUCAGAGAGCAGGAGAAGAACUGGCCGUGUUAUGAGUGCAAUCGUCGUUUCAUGAGCUCAGAGCAACUCCAGCAGCACCUCAACUCCCACGAUGAGAAGCUGGACUUCUUCAGCAGAGCCAGAGGCCGAGGUCGUGGGCGAGGAAAGAGGAGGUUUGGACCAGGCAGACGCCCAGGGCGCCCUCCCAAAUUCAUGCGUAUGGAAGUAACCAGUGAAAAUGGGGAAAAGUGUGAAGAAGGGACGCAGGACUUGCUGCAUUUUUCCAGCAAGGGGCAGUUUGAUGAGGCCGGACAAGCCACACUGAAUGGGUUGGAGCAGCAGGAACAGACUCCAGUGCCAUCAGAGACACAGUCGGCACUGGAGCAGCAGUCAGAAAACCACCCGCUACAAAUCCAGCCGCAGCAUGAUGAGAGCACGGUGCCUACGCAGAGCACCAUGACAGCAGAUGACAUGAGGCGAGCAAAGCGUAUCAGGAAUGCAGCUCUUCAGCACCUGUUCAUACGGAAAUCCUUUCGGCCGUUCAAAUGCCUCCAGUGCGGGAAGGCCUUCCGGGAGAAGGACAAACUGGAUCAGCAUUUGCGGUUUCAUGGACGGGAAGGGAACUGCCCUUUGACUUGUGACAUCUGCAACAAGGGCUUCAUCAACAGCGGUGCUCUCGAGAGCCACAUGAAGUUCCACAUGGACCAGAAAACAUACUCCUGCAUUUUCUGUCCUGAGUCCUUUGACCGCUUGGAUCUGCUUAAAGAUCAUGUGGCCAUCCAUGUCAACGAUGGCUAUUUCACCUGCCCUACCUGCAAAAAACGCUUUCCAGAUUUUAUCCAGGUCAAGAAACACGUACGCAGUUUCCAUUCAGAAAAGAUUUACCAGUGUACAGAAUGUGACAAGGCUUUCUGCCGUCCUGACAAGCUGCGACUCCAUAUGUUGCGACACUCAGACCGCAAAGACUUCCUGUGCUCCACGUGUGGCAAGCAGUUCAAGAGGAAAGACAAGCUGCGAGAGCACAUGCAGAGGAUGCACAACCCGGAGAGGGAGGCCAAGAAAGCUGAUCGAAUCAGCCGCUCAAAAACGUUCAAGCCUCGGAUAGCUUCCACUGACUACGAAAGCUUCAUGUUCAAGUGCCGGCUCUGUAUGAUGGGUUUCCGCCGGAGGGGGAUGUUGGUGAAUCAUUUAUCAAAGAGACAUCCAGACAUGAAAAUAGAAGAGGUGCCAGAGCUCACGUUGCCCAUCAUCAAACCCAACAGAGAUUACUUCUGUCAGUACUGUGAUAAGGUGUACAAGAGUGCCAGUAAACGCAAAGCACACAUCCUGAAGAACCAUCCUGGUGCGGAGCUACCUCCAAGCAUCCGGAAACUGCGCCCUGCGGGCCCAGGAGAGCCAGAUCCCAUGCUGAGCACCCACACCCAGCUGACAGGCACCAUAGCCACCCCUCCGGUCUGCUGUCCUCACUGUUCCAAGCAGUACAGCAGUAAGACGAAGAUGGUACAGCACAUUCGCAAGAAGCACCCGGAGUUUGCUCAGCUCCCUAACACAAUACAUGCCCCGCUGGCGACAGCUGUCAUCAGUUCCACUCCUGCCGUUCUAACCACCGACAGCACUACCGGAGAGACUGUUGUGACGACAGAUUUACUGACACAAGCAAUGACGGAGAUAUCCCAGACCCUCACAACAGACUAUCGAACUCCCCAGGGAGAUUACCAGCGAAUCCAGUACAUCCCUGUGUCUCAGUCCACAACUGGCUUGCAGCAGCCUCAGCACAUACAGCUACAGGUUGUUCAAGUGGCCCAGGCUACCUCACCUCACCAGUCCCAGCACUCCACAGUGGACGUUGGGCAGCUUCAUGACCCCCAGACAUACACCCAGCAUGCUAUCCAGGUGCAGCACAUCCAGGUCACAGAGCCACCGCCAGCAACUCAGUCGUCAUCGCAGGUUGGGGGUCAGCCUUUGAGUCCCUCCUCACAACAAUCUCAGCAGGAACUCAGCCCCUCACAGAUGCAGACGACUACAUCUACACCAAACCAAGCCCUCCAGCAGCAGCAAGGGUCUUCGGUUCAGCACACGUAUCUUCCCAGCACAUGGAACUCAUUUCGGAGCUAUUCAUCUGAGAUUCAGAUGAUGACCAUUCCCCAAGGCCAGUACGUGAUCACAGAGACCGCUGUAGGUACACCGGUCACCACUGUCAACACAGGGCAAGUGAAAGCAGUUACUCAGACUCACUAUGUGAUAUCUGAAGGUCAGCCUGAUCUGGAUGUCAAACAAAACCCGUCGCUCUCCAGCGAGGUACAGGUCGGCGUCCCCCAGCCACCCGCCCACACGGAUACCUUGGAAUCGCAAACGAGCAGUCAGCAGCAAACCACCCAGUACAUAAUCACUACAACCACCAACGGGAACGGCGGCAGUGAAGUGCACAUCACUAAACCAAGAACUUUCUCAGCAGAACACGAAUGAAGAAGCCUCGCGGUGUCGCUUGCUUGUACUUGUCACCUCCCCCGAAAGCCCAGAUCGAUGGGUAUCCUGGAGCUCAAUAUGUUUUAAAGUAUCUGCUCACUUAACUUCAACUAAAGUCUUGGAGCUCUUGUUAAUGCUUUAAGAGGGUUUAAGUCCCCGGUGACCAUGAAGAAGUACCCUCAAAAUCCUUCUGGGAUGCUAUUUUAUGCAGCUUUUAACAAAAAGGACAAGAGGAGAAGUGAAACCUCUGCUUGCUCUGGACUUCAUUUUUGGCAUGUCUGCUGACCCUUACUGUUCCUUCCUGGAAGUGUCCCCAGCAAACAACUUUUUAUUUCAAUAGUAUGGGAAAAAGCUUGCCUAACUGAAGGCUAACUGGCAGAUUAUGUUGUAUGUAUAUUUUUAAUAGGAGCCGUUAAACAGGAGGACGUCGUGUACAUUGCCAGAAUACGGCAGAACUGCUUCCCAUGUCUUUGUUUCAGCAGCCAAGGUGAAAGGGAAUGUACCAGCUCAACGCGAGCAGACUGCCUGGAGAAAAAGAGCAGCAGCAGCAAAGCCGGUGGCUCCUUGCGUACGUGCGCGGGGAUGGAUGUAACAACAAAGCUGUGAAGAUGUGCCGAGGCAGUCCAUUAAAUUAUUAUUUUUCCAACCCUGGAGAACUGUUUACAUGCUGUCUGCCCUGCCCUAUUUUACCAAGCAGUUCCAGAAAGAACGAAAAGUGCAGUCUUAAACCCAUGUUUGGAACAAACUGAUCGAAAUCAUAGUAGCACAUAAGGGUAGUACGGAGGCACUGUUCUCUCUUUUUCCCCUCCAGUAUUUGCAGGGAAAACGGCCUUUUUGCCUGUGAACAAAAAAGGCUCAGCUUAGCCUGCAUAGCAGCUUCUGCUGGGACCUACAGAUAGCUGUGCCAGGAGAAAGCGAGGGUACGGGAGCACACCCUGGAAGAGGCAGGGUGGUUGUCUCUGUUGCCACCUCAGAGUGGACGUAUUUUACCCCUUGAAGACUGGAUGGAGAGUUGGUUACUUUUGAUUUUCCAAAUACCUUGUUAACAAUACACUGUAAUUCCUUUGGACAGUUCCAUAAAAUGAGCAGCCCUGGACUCAGGAAACAUACACGGAACAUGCUAGUGGACCACUAUUUAUGGGACACAGAAAGCCAUCUGUGGGGGUUGCCUGCUUUGGUAGACCUGGUCUAUCUCAGAAUUUAUGUUACGUUUAGGGACCAGGAGAAAGGGAAAGAGAAGAUUUAUCUCUUAAGGCAGUGUAAUUUUCUUUUUCUUACAUAAUUCUCCUUCACAGGUCUUGUUGCUUGGUUAUUUAAUGCAUUCUGGGAUUUGCAAGAAUAUGACUACAACUCCGUUGACGCUUGAUGGGAUAUACUGUGUAUGUCUAAACCUCCCUUCACUCUGCUUGAAAACUCAUCCCAGAAUGUCUGUGCAUAAUAGGAUACGUUUAUUUAUAAAAACAAAAGCAAAGAAGGAUGUUUUGUCCUAAUGGCCCUUGAGACUGAAGAACUGAGAGAGGUUUUCUUGAUCCGUUUUCUCUUGUGCCGCACCGAGUGUGAAGGCGGGACUCUUCCUGCGUAAGUACCCCCCCAGAUUUAGAUGAGGAUUACCCGUGCGAGUAAGCGCUACAGCUGUUUACAGGUUGUGGUAUCGGGCCUUAUGCAGUUAAAGCUCUUAGACACGAGAGAACUUCACACUCGGACUGGACGAGAGGAAGUCUGAUGACUUGCGGGCAAAGCCUUGCAGCAGGUAUCGCUUUGGUAAUUAAUAUAUCUGUUAAUACGGCGUGGAAAUAGUGACGGUGCGUGGUAAAAUAAAUCAGAUUGAAAACACCGGCCAGCUCAGAACUGUUUUGAGGUAGCUUUGAUAAGGACUUGGUGACUUGCCAAAAUGUGGAUUAAUUUGUUCCUGGGAUUUGGCUUCUCUUGCUUGUACCACCGUCCUGGGGCAUUAACGAGACCGGUGAAGUUAAUAAGGACCAGAGCUCCCAUUUAGUUAAGCGCAGCGGUGUCUUUGAAUUCGGUGGAUUUGGGAGCCCAUCGACUUCAGCAGCGUGGCCAAGGGGCUGCAGUUCCCGCUAGUUCACUUGAAGUCGUGCUGCCGAGGGCUUCUGAAUUACGACGUUGGGCGUUGCGACGUUGUUGGUGUGGGAGAAGAGAAGGGAGAUUUUUGUCUUGGCUUUCUUCAGGCUGCUAGGUUAUUUUAUGAGUCAAAAAAUGGCAUGAGUAAUAGGAAAAUAGGAGAUUUGGAAAUGGGAUAUUCCAGGCGGAUACUGCCCUACAGGAGCAAUUUUAAAGACUUAAAAGGUCUAUAGUCUGUACAGAUGAACAUCAAACUUUUUCCCCUUAGUGAUACUGCAGAUGUGGGGUUUAAAAAAUAUUUUGUUCUGUUCACCUUUGGAAAGGAUCACAGACUGUGAGGACACUUGUACCUGCUAGUCAAGGCUGAAAACUACACGGUGUUCCACAAAAGCAUUUUAAAACAGCCUCUGUGAACUCAACUCUUCCUUAUCAAAGUUUCUACUCUGGCCUACAGCAACGGCAGCGUACUCGGUACCUGCGUUAAGUGAUUCACGGUGUCCCAAGUUAAACGAAUGCAUCGUCGCGAGAGAAGCAUCCCUGGAAAUUGAAGUAUCAUGAAUUUUCCUUCCGAAGUAAGGAACUACAGCGAUUGCACAGUUGGCAGGGGCCCGCUUUUAGAAAGGCGACAAAAAAAAAAAAAGAUAAGUUUGCAUGGAUUUUUUUCUCCCAUUUCUGCAGUGCAGAAGGUGUCGGAUUUAUUAUUAUUUUUAAGCCAGAGCAACCCAAAGAUCUCUUUCCUACGUAAUGUCCCACAGGAGCUUAACCCUGGAGUCCUCUCGGUUGCCGAAAAGGGCCACGUUUUACUCGAAGGUGGGCAUCGCUGCAGGCUCCUCGGCAGCCUGAUGCUGUUCCUUGUAGGCGUUUUGGGUCCGAUUCUGUAUUUUCCUGGAGCGAAGAAGGAAAAAAAAAAAAAAAAGGCACCCUGAAUUUGCACCUCUCGGACUGUUUGGGCUGUUUUGCUCUGCCCCUUAUUUAAUUGUGUAUGUUCGUUGUACAUUCAGUGACCGUUAUCGUGUUCAUAGUCUCGUGCAACCUGGCAGGUGUAAAAAAAACAAACAAAAAAAC